Molecule: messenger RNA, 684 nt
Organism: Racocetra persica
Lineage: Eukaryota; Fungi; Glomeromycota; Glomeromycetes; Diversisporales; Gigasporaceae
Source: the annotation of a GenBank genome assembly
CCUUAAAUACAGCUGCUUCAGAUAGUGAUAAUAGCGAGAUUCCAAUAUCUGAAUCAUUGGAUGCUUCCUUAGAACAAUUGCAUCUUCAUUCUACCAUAGAUUCAGAAGAUACAGUGGUCUCUGAACAAAAACCAUCCAAAGAAACAUUCAUAGGAUUUUCUCGUCUUUACUCUGGCACCAUUAGAGUUGGUCAAAAACUUUAUGUUCUUGGGCCCAAAUAUGAUCCUGCUUUUCCUGAUAGACAUUGUUCUGAGAUAACGGUUAAAAGCCUAUACUUAAUGAUGGGAAGAGAAUUAGAGUCACUUCAAGAAGUACCGGCUGGCAAUGUUUUUGGUAUUGGUGGACUCGAAGGCCAUAUAUUGAAGAAUGGAACUCUGUGCAGCACGAAAGAUUGCAAAAAUCUCGCUGGUGUUACAUUAGAGUCUGCGCCAAUUGUUCGAGUAGCUCUUGAGCCGGCGGAUCCAUCUGAAAUUAAUAAGCUCAUUGAAGGACUUCGUUUGCUCAAUCAAGCUGACCCAUGUGUUGAGGUUCUUGUACAAGAAACCGGUGAACAUGUCAUUUUAACCGCUGGCGAAGUACACCUUGAGAGAUGUUUGAGGGAUCUAAGAGAACGAUUUGCAAAAAUUGAGAUUCAAGUUUCCUCUCCCAUUGUACCAUUCAGAGAAACAAUUGUUCCUGUGUCGG